UAAUCACUCAAUUCUUUGUUCAUACAUCAACACUUGUUCUAAUUCUUCAAAGCACUGUAUGUUUGAGCUUACAAAAUGACACAAUUUCAGCCGGUGUGGUGAUCAAAGAUGGAGAAACCAUGGUAUCAGCAAAGCAGAACUACAUAUUGAGAUUCUUCUCUCCUCCAAACACCACCAACCGCUACGUAGGAAUCUCCUUCUCCUUGUCGGAAGAAACCGUGAUUUGGGUCGCCAACAGAGACACACCCCUUAAAGAUUCUUCCGGCGCCGCUACUCUGUCUAAAGGCGGCAAUCUCGUCGUCUUGGACGGGACUAAUCGAACUGUUUGGUCGACCAAUCUCACCACUACCUCUCCCGUCAUUAAUUCAAUCGUCCAAAUCCUGGAUACUGGGAAUCUCGUCUUGCGGGAAGAGGACUCUGGAGACACGUUGUGGGAGUCUUUCUCACAUCCUACGGAUGCUAUGGUUCAGGGAAUGAGGAUAAGCCAGAACGUAAACACCGGGAAACAGGUGCUGCUGACGGCAUGGAAAAACGAGACCGACCCGGGGAUGGGGAGCUUUACAGGGGGCAUCGACGCCAUGAGCGGGACCGUGCAGCUUUUCUCGUGGAAUGACGGGCGGCCGCACUGGAGGAGCGGACCGUGGAACGGGCAGAUAUUUCUUGGGAUAAAGGACGUGUUCUACGCCUACUUAGAUGCGAUCGCUCAAGUGAAUAGUGAUGGUGCUGGCAAUAUCUUCUUCUCUCCUCCGCCGAUUGAUGGGAUUGUCAUAUGGAAUUCUUCACGAAGUGUGAUACGAAAGGUGUGGAAUAAAAUGGAGAAGAGAUGGGACGUGGUGGCCUAUCCGAAAAACGAGUGUGAUGUUUAUGGCAAGUGUGGGGUGUUUGGUAGCUGCAAUGCUCGCCUAUUUGUAGAUGUUUGAGAGGGUUUGAACCUGUAAAUGAGGAAGAAUGGGGGAGAGGGAAUUGGACUAGUGGUUGCAGGAGGAGGAACCAGUUGCGAUGUGGAGACGAUGGAUUUGAGAGGGUGCAGUAUAUGAAGGUUCCGGACUUUGCUAAACCCUCGUCUUCCAGUGUUCAAGACGAGUGUGCGGCCUUAUGUCGGGGGAACUGCUCCUGCAUAGCUUAUGCUUAUGAUAGUUACAUUGGUUGUAUGUUUUGGAGUGAUACCUUGAUUGACACUCAGGAGUUCGAUGGUGUUGGUGUUGACCUCUACGUUCGUCUCUCUGCUUCUGAAUUCGAUAGCCACAAGGAGAGAAAGUUGUACAUCAUAAUUGGAGUUGCUGUGGG
Salvia splendens (bonfire salvia) is the source of this 1287-nucleotide messenger RNA. Its product is annotated as G-type lectin S-receptor-like serine/threonine-protein kinase At1g11300. Gene Ontology annotation, biological process: recognition of pollen. Lineage: Eukaryota; Viridiplantae; Streptophyta; Magnoliopsida; Lamiales; Lamiaceae. Bases 120 to 920 code for a protein of 266 amino acids. The record is from RefSeq and is a predicted model, not a curated record. The transcript is spliced from 2 exons.